CCUCUCCCUCCGCCCUUCGCCUCGUCCGGGCCUCUGCAGCCCGGCAACGGCCGUCAUGGUGCCGUCGGCACACCUUGCGCGGCCCCGCUGAGCCUCGGUGUGGCGGCGAGCGCGGUCGAGGUCGCCAUGCCUACCCGUGUUUACUCUGCAAAAUGAUUUUAGGCUGGGCCAUGGUGGAGUUUGCAUAGUGAAAAUGCAGAUUUCACACCCUGACUGGAAGACAAAUGAAAUGUUUGUUUUAUCUUUCAUUGUUGGCAAUAUUUGUCACUUUUUAUGACUGAAAAAAAGCGUGCUGCGGAUUGAUUGGGGGUACCAGUGUAAGGAGUAUGCUGCUGCUGUUCUGCUUUGCGUCCUCGCUACAAACGCCUGGUGGACAACAUAUUCCCUGAAGAUCCAAAAGUAAUUUGAUCUACAUCUACUGAUCCUUCUCUUUGCUGACCCAUUCUGCCCCCCGCUGACCUCCCUAAGGAUGGCCUUGUGAAAGCUGAUAUGGAGAAAUUAACAUUUUAUGCAGUAUCUGCCCCAGAGAAACUGGAUCGAAUCGGUUCUUACCUGGCAGAAAGGUUGAGCCGGGAUGUUGUCAGACAUCGUUCUGGGUAUGUUUUGAUUGCUAUGGAGGCACUGGACCAACUUCUUAUGGCUUGCCAUUCUCAAAGCAUUAAGCCAUUUGUAGAAAGCUUUCUUCAUAUGGUGGCAAAGCUGCUGGAAUCAGGAGAACCAAAGCUUCAAGUUCUUGGAACAAAUUCUUUUGUCAAAUUUGCAAAUAUUGAAGAAGACACACCAUCCUAUCACAGACGUUAUGACUUUUUUGUGUCUCGAUUCAGUGCCAUGUGUCAUUCCUGUCAUAGUGAUCCAGAAAUACGAACGGAGAUACGAAUUGCUGGAAUUAGGGGUAUUCAAGGUGUGGUUCGCAAAACAGUUAACGAUGAACUUCGGGCCACCAUUUGGGAACCUCAGCAUAUGGAUAAGAUUGUUCCAUCCCUCCUGUUUAAUAUGCAAAAGAUAGAAGAAGUUGACAGUCGCAUAGGCCCUCCUUCUUCUCCUUCAGCAACUGACAAAGAAGAGAAUCCUGCUGUGCUGGCUGAAAACUGUUUCAGAGAACUGCUGGGACGAGCAACUUUUGGGAAUAUGAAUAAUGCCGUUAGACCAGUUUUUGCGCAUUUAGAUCAUCACAAACUGUGGGAUCCCAAUGAAUUUGCAGUUCACUGCUUUAAAAUUAUAAUGUAUUCCAUUCAGGCUCAGUAUUCUCACCAUGUGAUUCAGGAGAUUCUAGGACACCUUGAUGCUCGUAAAAAAGAUGCUCCCCGGGUUCGGGCAGGUAUUAUUCAGGUUCUGUUAGAGGCUGUCGCCAUUGCUGCUAAAGGUUCCAUAGGUCCAACAGUGCUGGAAGUCUUCAAUACCCUUUUGAAGCAUCUGCGUCUUAGUGUUGAAUUUGAAGCAGAUGAUUUACAGGGGGGAUCUGUAGGCAGUGCCAAUUUAAACACAAGUUCCAAAGACAAUGAUGAGAAGAUUGUGCAGAAUGCUAUCAUCCAAACAAUAGGAUUUUUUGGAAGUAACCUGCCAGAUUAUCAGAGGUCAGAAAUCAUGAUGUUCAUUAUGGGGAAAGUACCUGUCUUUGGAACAUCUGCCCAUACUUUGGAUAUCAGUCAACUAGGGGAUUUGGGAACCAGGAGGAUUCAGAUAAUGUUGCUGAGAUCUUUGCUUAUGGUAACUUCUGGAUACAAAGCAAAGACGAUUGUUACUGCACUGCCGGGGUCUUUCCUGGAUCCUUUGUUAUCACCGUCUCUCAUGGAAGACUAUGAACUGAGACAGUUGGUCUUGGAAGUAAUGCAUAAUCUCAUGGAUCGCCAUGACAAUAGGGCGAAGCUUCGAGGUAUCAGAAUAAUACCAGAUGUAGCUGACCUAAAGAUAAAAAGAGAAAAAAUCUGUAGACAAGACACAAGUUUCAUGAAAAAGAAUGGGCAACAGCUAUAUCGUCACAUAUAUUUGGGUUGUAAAGAGGAAGACAACGUUCAGAAAAACUAUGAACUACUUUAUACUUCUCUUGCUCUUAUAACUAUUGAACUUGCUAAUGAAGAAGUAGUUAUUGAUCUCAUUCGACUGGCCAUUGCUUUACAGGACAGUGCAAUUAUCAAUGAGGAUAAUUUGCCAAUGUUCCAUCGUUGUGGGAUCAUGGCACUGGUUGCAGCAUAUCUCAACUUUGUCAGUCAGAUGAUAGCUGUCCCUGCAUUUUGCCAGCAUGUUAGCAAGGUUAUUGAAAUUCGAACUAUGGAAGCUCCUUAUUUUCUACCAGAGCAUAUCUUCAGAGAUAAGUGCAUGCUUCCAAAAUCUUUAGAGAAGCAUGAGAAAGAUUUGUACUUUCUGACCAACAAGAUUGCAGAGUCACUAGGUGGAAGUGGAUAUAGUUUUGAGAGAUUGUCAGUACCAUAUGUACCGCAAGUAACAGCUCUCUUUCCUUCAAGCAAAAAACCUCAUAAACCCAAGCACAAGUACAAAGAUGAAGAUCGCCUUUCUAGAAGAAAAAGCAUUGUGGACACCGUAUCCAUUCAGGUGGAUAUUUUAUCCAACAAUGUUCCUUCUGAUGAUGUGGUUAGUAACACUGAAGAAAUCACUUUUGAAGCAUUGAAGAAAGCAAUUGAUACCAGUGGAAUGGAAGAACAGGAAAAGGAAAAGAGGCGUCUUGUGAUAGAGAAAUUUCAGAAAGCACCUUUUGAAGAAAUAGCAGCACAGUGUGAAUCCAAAGCAAAUUUGCUUCAUGAUAGACUCGCUCAAAUACUGGAACUCACCAUACGUCCUCCUCCCAGUCCAUCAGGAACACUGACCAUCACUUCUGGGCAUGCCCAAUACCAAUCUGUCCCAGUCUAUGAGAUGAAGUUUCCAGAUCUGUGUGUGUACUGAUUGGCUCAUGAAGACCUCAACAUAUGAUUUGUAAAGCCUAAAAAUUAAGGCCAAGCUGAGCUUUCAGGGUUUACUUAAUGUGUAUUAACAUACUUAAUGAAAAUAAUGAUGGCACUUAUCUUUAACCAAAUGCUUGACAUACUGUAUUAGAAGUUUUGGAGCUAUAUAUAACUUUGAGUACUUUCGAAGAUAGAUUUCUGCCGUGUUAAUUUGCUUUGAGGUUCUUGUUGCCUUUUAAAGUUGAACAUGCUUUGAUUUCACUGUAUUCCACUGUUAAGGAGUAUAUUUUAAACUUUUCACAAAGGUAAUGUUUUUUUAAAAAAGUAAGCCUUCAGAGGAUUGAGACUGUAUAAAUUGUUUAUUUCUUAAACGUCUACACAACUGCUUAGAUGUAGAAAUUGUUCUUUUCUGCAAAGGCAGAUACAUUCAAAUAUGUUCCUAGUCCUGGGGCUGCAAAACUGUUCGGUGGCUUUUUGUCCCCAUGCUUUAGAUAAGCUGGGAUAGGCACCCUGCUAUUCAUUUACUAUAAUAAUAUGUGAUAGGCAUUCCUCAUCUUGUUCCCAAUAAUAUGACAUCUGUUGUAUAGCAUUCCUUGAACAUGACCCUAAAAACGCCAUACUUUGAAUUGUCUGGUUCUGGUAAUACUGUGUUUCCUGCCAAGAGUUUGACCAUUCUGCUUGAGAACUGUAGAGCUUACUCUUGGAGUACCAAACUGUGCAAUAUUUUUACAUCAUAAGAUGUAUUAGUUUACAGGCUAUGCUUUGACAUUGUAGUAUUUUGCUGUGGCUCCAUGAAUUAAAUGAGAUAUAUAUUUAGUACAGAAAAAAAGACAUUUAAAACAGCUACUAGUUCACCUGUGAAGAGUCUGUACAUUUUGAUUUCCAUUAAGAGCACAUUUAUUUACAUUUGUAUAUUGUGCAUUGUUUUAAAUCCUUGUAGUCAAAAAGUUCUCCGGGUGGAAUUUUAAUUUGUAAGAUUUGAACUGACUUGUAUGCAUCUGUUUAGAAUUAGUUAGUUAUACUUGAAGAGCUGCCUGUGUUUUAACAAUCAAGUGUGCUGAAGUUCGUCAAUUUAAGCUACUUUUGAUUUCAGCUACCAAGAUCACAGGUGUACUCUACACAUCCACUGACAGCCCAUAACAUUAGGUACAUCUUAGUGAAUUUUAUCACAUGGUAAAAUGAACAGCUUUCUUUGUAACUCAUAAAAUUCUCUUAGGACAUUUUUAUAAAGUCAUCUGUUUAUAGUUCUAUCUUUUCAGAUUCCUUUUUUUGCUUUUUGUUUUUGUUUUUUUUAACAUAAAACAGCCUACAUACCAAAAGCUGUAGCCUAGAAAACAGUUUAAUUUUUGACUUUUGUUUUUGUUUAAAAAAUUGCAGUGAAGAAUGGGAUGUUCGUGUUUAUGGUUAUUUGGGCACCUUUCGUAGGAACAGAAAAAAGUAGGGAAAUGAUAAUAGGACAAGCUUACUUGAAAAUUUUUGAAUACUUAAACGAAAGUGGAACAUCUUGAAAAACAGUCUAGUCAUUGAGACCUAUGAAAUGAUACUGAAACAUCCUGGGCUGCUUAUUAAAUGUGGAUCAACAAGACUUGUUUCAGAAUGACAGUGGAGUCGUUGCCACUGGAGGACUGAAGGGCCCUGUCAGAGUUGUCACUGGAACUUUGCCUCUUGAUCAGGUAAAACGCUUCACCAAUCAAUAAAGCCAAGUUGUUUUUUCUUUUUUUUAAUUUCCCUUUUUUCCUUCUAUAUUUUUAAAGAAGGAUAUUAAUUUUUGAAUAUAUAUUUUAAAAAAUCUAAGCAGGGGGACAUGCAAAAACAAUCAUCAUCCACUUGGAUGUCAUUUUAUAGAUUAACACUGUGUGCUUUUGUAUGGAAAAAAUAUAUAUAAUUUAAUAGUAUAAAAAAUAAAAUAUAUAUUCAUUUGCACUCAUGUGAAACACAAACUUUGCUCUACAAAAUUUUAUGUUUCUUAGUGAUUUUAAAAUGCAUGUAUUGCAUGUAAAGAAAAACUGUUACAAUUAAUGUUUAUUACACCUUUACCUUGGUCUUUGUUGAUUUGGGUUUUGUUGGGGUUGUGUUAUGUUUUGAAAACACAGUAGGCUUCUAUAUGGAUUUCUGAACUGGUCUUGUUGACAAGGAUUCCCAAGAAAUGGAUCUUUUCACUGGCUGACUCCCCCAUGUCUGCAGGAGAUUCUGCAGGAACUGGGUAUGCACACGGUGUUGUAGCCAGUUCAGGUACUGAACAUUUAGGAUUUGUUGAAGUUCACUGUAUUGCUAUAUUUUUGUAGAUAUAUAAAACUCUUAAUAAAUUGUUAAUCAUUCUUUUUUUGCUGUAUAGAGUUGUUUAUAUCACUCUUUCUUUCAUGACAUUGAAUAGUUAACAUUUAAAUGUUCUUCCCGUACUUGUGUUGUCUGUGACCACUUAUAUACAGUUUUGUUGUUAUUGGAGUUUACCUGAAUACAUAUGCGCACACACACACAUACUUCCUUAAUACUUCUGAACUCGUUAUCUUUUAGAAUAAUAAUUCUACACUUUACCAGCAAUUAACUUCUCGCUACCCAAAAUGUCGGAAAAUUGAACUAAUUUGUCUUAUUCAAUGCUCAUAUCUGUAUUAAAUGUAAUGAAGUUAGUUUUUUAAAAUGUAAAAAUUCACUGUCCAAUUCAUAUGUAAGCAAUAAAACAUAAAUCAGA
Callithrix jacchus (white-tufted-ear marmoset) is the source of this 5586-nucleotide messenger RNA. It is a transcript of the gene EFR3A, whose product is annotated as EFR3 homolog A. Lineage: Eukaryota; Metazoa; Chordata; Mammalia; Primates; Cebidae. The record is from RefSeq and is a predicted model, not a curated record. Gene Ontology annotation, cellular component: plasma membrane. Gene Ontology annotation, biological process: protein localization to plasma membrane.